Messenger RNA from Rhincodon typus (whale shark), 1602 nucleotides. It is a transcript of the gene entpd3, whose product is annotated as ectonucleoside triphosphate diphosphohydrolase 3. The transcript has 10 exons. Gene Ontology annotation, molecular function: GDP phosphatase activity; UDP phosphatase activity. Lineage: Eukaryota; Metazoa; Chordata; Chondrichthyes; Orectolobiformes; Rhincodontidae. Gene Ontology annotation, cellular component: plasma membrane. Bases 1 to 1602 code for a protein of 533 amino acids. Gene Ontology annotation, biological process: nucleoside diphosphate catabolic process. The record is from RefSeq and is a predicted model, not a curated record.
AUGAAGCAAUUUGAUAGAGUAAAUGACGAGCAGUUGUUUCCACAGACGGGAGGGUCGAUAACCAGAGGACACAGAUUGAAGGUAAUUGGGAAAAGAACCAGAGGGGAGGGAGGUUGCUCGAUGGGGCUGGAGAGACCAGUUGUAGCCGCUAUCAUCGUGCUAUUCAGCAGCGUGAUCAUCGUGGUGACAAUCUCAUUGCUUCAGCAGCUGAAAAGAGUUGCUCUUCCUGUGGGAUAUAAGUAUGGGAUUGUCUUCGAUGCUGGAGCCUCCCGUACAACCCUUUAUGUUUAUAGGUGGUCGGCAGAAAAGGAGAAUAACACUGGCGUAGUCAGUGAGUGUUACCUCUGCCAUAUCAAAGGACCUGAUAUUUCUAGCUACGUCAAGGAACCUGCACAGGCAGCUCACUCGAUGGAAUGGUGCCUCAACAGAACAAUGGAAAAAAUCCCAGCAGAAAGGCAUAAUUCUACACCUGUCUACUUCGGUGCUACUGCUGGAAUGAGAUUACUCCAGCUAGAGGACUCCAGAGCUGCAGCCAUGAUCCUCUCAGCAAUUGAAAAUUACCUCCGCUCUUCACCAUUUGAUUUCAAAGGUGCCCACAUUCUCUCAGGGAAGGAGGAAGGUGUCUACGGAUGGAUCACAGCAAAUUAUUUAUUAGACAAUUUGCUGCAGAGACGUACUUGGAUACACCUGGAACGAAACUUUACCGUGAAGACCACAGGCACUCUCGAUCUGGGUGGAGCUUCUACAGAAAUAGCUUUUGUCCCCAAGCAGCACUCACGCAUGAGUGAAACCGUAAUAAUCACAUUGUACAGUUAUAACUAUACUGUCUACACUCAAAGCCUGGCAUGCUAUGGAAGGGAUGAAGCAGAGAAAAUGUACAGGGCAAAAAUCCUCCAGAACUCAAAAAGAUCAAGCAUUGAAGAUCCUUGCCUUCCCUCAAACUAUAAUAUGACUCUCCAACUGAAGUAUAUAUUUGAUGGUUUAUGCACUGCAGCUGAUAUACCAUCUGAUUAUGAGCCUGACAACAAUGCCACAUUUAUAGGAACUGGAAAUUCUGCUCUAUGUCAGCAGAAGUUGUUGUCAGUAUUUAGUUUUGAACGUAUCAAUGUUGGAGGUAAAUGGACACAAAGAAGACUUCAACCACAUAUCCAUGGAGACUUUGUGGCCUUUUCUGGUUUCUAUUACUCAAUGGAAGCCUUGAAUUUAACCCGUUCCUUUCCCAUGGAAACUUUCAACUCAACAGUUCAGGAAUUCUGCUCGUACAACUGGGAUCAGGUGCAGCAGUUAUUUCCAAAUGUGUCAGACUCAUUUCGCAGAUCGUAUUGUUUUAAUGCAAACUACAUCUACGCCGUACUUGUGCAAGGUUACAAGUUCAAUCAAGAGAGUUGGAAAUCGAUAAGCUUUCUAAAAGAAGUGAAGAACAGCAGCAUAGGCUGGUCACUUGGUUACAUGCUAAACCUUACCAAUAUGAUCCCAUCAGAAAAUCAAGUGAUUCAAACACCAAUGAGUGAAGCUGUAUUCUGUGGACUUCUCUUUCUAUUUUCCACUUUAGUUUUGUUCUGUUCAAUGUUCAUUUGUAUGUCAAUAAUACAUUCCUUUUAG